AUGAUAUGUACUGCGUAUAUUCUCCAAGUAGACGUGAACCACCAUGUGAAUGUGGUCGGUCCUGUACCGACCGGUCUUCCUACUCUAAGUUUCCCCCACGUUUCUUUGUUUAAAGACUUGAUCUUUGACGCAGUUGCCUUGGCUAUAGUCAUUAUUGCUGUCCACCUGAGUUUACUGCGUAUACUGUGUGUCAAGAAGAAGUAUACAUGUGACGAUAAUCAGGAAUUGUUUGCGUAUGGCUUCACACUGCCUCUAGUUGGAUUGGCUCCAGUGUUCCCGCCCGCUACUGGGCUAGGACGUCCAUUUAUCAUCGAUGAAUGUGGUGGAACAUCUCCGGUAAGAGCAUUAAUUUAGUCAUAAAUGUUACCUUUUUCAUCAACUGAUCACGUAAAGUACAAACAGUCAUCAUGAUAUAAGCUGGAAUGAGCAUGAAUUCAUAUUCCAGAUUGUGAACAUUGUUAGUGGAGCACUGGUGCUCAUAGUACUGUUAUUUUUCGGUCCUCUACUUUACUAUCUUCCUUUAGUAAGUCAUACGAGUCACUUAUCAUUCUCUUCAGUCAGCUCUUUCCGCCAUAGUUGUGGUUGCCCUCAGGUCAUUACUAAUGGGAUUCUUACAAUUACCAAAGUUGUGGAAAUUGUGUAAAUGGGACUUUUCUAUCUGGCUGGUCACCUUCUGCGCUACUGUACUAUCUGACGUUAUCUACGGACUUGCUAUGGGAGUCAUAUUCGAAUUGUUUGCUGUAUCAGCACGUACACAAUGGUAUGUUGCAUUGAGAGCAACUAUCGGUAUCAGAGGUAGCUGAUUACCUUGGUCAACUUAAUCGUAUGAAAAAUGAAUACAGUCAAUGACUAACAGAAACAUGUUUAGGCCUCACUGGUCUGCUAAGUUCAAUAAGAACACAGAAUCUGAACAUGUCGCCGUCUUCAAAUUAGAAGCCAUGUUAUUGUUUACGAACGCCAGAAUCUUCAAGAAGAAAAUCAGACAGACCUACAUCAAGUGGCCUAAGCCUAUCAACUAUAAGAAGCCAAAGAUAUUCAUCUUCGACUGCUCAGCCAUGUGUGACGUGGACUACGUUGGUCUGAAAAACUUGAAGGAAGUUAUAUCAGACUUGAGGAGUGAAGGAUGUCUUGUAUACUUUGUGGCCAUGCAAGGUAACAUAUAUGUGUGGUAUAUAUACAUGAUAACACAGAUGUUCUAUAGUCAAACUUGACAAAGCAAUUCUCAAAUUAAUUGUUUUUUCUUCUAGACUUCAUCCUGGAUGGCUUGAAGAAGAUGGAACUACAGAUAGAUAACCAUCACGCAUUUAGUUGUAUGGACGAGGCACUAUCAGAAGUGUCAAGAGUCGGGAACGGACAAGAGAAGAGUCACUCUUUCAAAGAGAUAACAACAUUGUAG
Molecule: messenger RNA, 1396 nt
Organism: Bursaphelenchus okinawaensis
Lineage: Eukaryota; Metazoa; Nematoda; Chromadorea; Rhabditida; Aphelenchoididae
Source: the annotation of a GenBank genome assembly